This is a messenger RNA of Bactrocera tryoni, 2002 nucleotides long. RefSeq names its product pescadillo homolog. Gene Ontology annotation, molecular function: RNA binding. Gene Ontology annotation, biological process: ribosome biogenesis; maturation of LSU-rRNA from tricistronic rRNA transcript (SSU-rRNA, 5.8S rRNA, LSU-rRNA). NCBI's taxonomy places the organism in Eukaryota, Metazoa, Arthropoda, Insecta, Diptera, Tephritidae. The record is from RefSeq and is a predicted model, not a curated record. Gene Ontology annotation, cellular component: PeBoW complex; nucleolus. The coding region runs from base 100 to 1878 and encodes 592 amino acids. The transcript has 5 exons.
UAACAUGAAUUUUCAGAUUAACACAUUGUCGGCACAUGUUUGGAAUUUAUAGCAAGACAGCAAUUUCGUAAAAAGAGUAAUAGAGUUUCGUUAAAUAAAAUGCGUCGUUUGAAAAAGUAUCAGUCUGGAGAAGCAGCACAAUAUAUUACACGCCGCGCGGCUUUGCGUAAGUUACAAUUAUCGCUGAACGAUUUUCGCCGCCUAUGUAUAAUCAAAGGUGUUUAUCCACGUGAACCUAAACAUCGUAGAAGGGCACAAAAGGGGUCUUCUGAAAUUAAAAUACUUUACCACGCGAAAGAUAUACGGUUUCUGCUUCAUGAACCUAUUGUUUGGACACUAAGAGAUUACAAGAUUUUUGCAAAGAAGACUGGGAGAGACCGCGCUGUAAAAGAUUUUCGUAAUUUAAAGCGACGCUUGGCUUUAUUUCCAGAAUUGCGAAUAGAUCAUAUUGUGAAGGAACGAUAUCCAACGUUUGUUGAUGCAAUUAAAGACCUCGAUGAUUGCUUAACGUUACUUUUCCUAUUCAGCACAUUUCCUUCAUUACGUUUAAUUCCACGAGAGCAAUCGUUUUUAUGUAGACGACUUACUAUAGAAUUCCUACAUUAUAUUAUCAGUUCGAAAUCAAUUCGUAAGGUUUUCAUAUCGAUUAAAGGAUUUUAUUUUCAAGCGGAUAUUAAAGGUCAAAAAGUUACAUGGAUUAUGCCUCAUCAUUAUCCUUUUAAACCUCAUUCAAAGGCAGAAGUUGAUUUUAAAGUUAUGUCGAUUUUCGUGGAAUUUUAUACAAUAAUGCUUGGAUUUGUAAAUUAUCGCCUUUACCAUAGUGCAGGAUAUACUUACCCACCUAAAUUUCAUUCAGAAAUACACAAUGAUUCGCAGGAUAAUUAUAAAGACGAAUUAUCAUAUGUUUCAGAUCGUAUUGCGACGCUUAAUUGUGAUUUGAUAUCCACUGAAAAUGAGUUAGAAGACGAAAUUGAGAAUAUUGACCUAGAUUUACUUGAACAGGGUCAAAGUUCAAAUCGUAUAAUGAAGUUAAGAAAGGAAGCAAAAGAACUUACAAACCUACGCUCACUUUUUAAAGGGUUAAAGUUUUAUGUCAAUAGAGAGGUACCACGUGAACCCAUAGUAAUCUUAAUACGAUCGUUUGGAGGCAAAGUUUCUUGGGACUGCACAGCGUUCGUUGGAGCCACUUAUAACGAAAGCGAUGAAACUAUUACUCAUCAAAUCGUCGACAGACCAAUUCUAAGUAAAAAAUAUAUAUCUCGUGAUUAUAUUCAACCACAAUGGGUCUUCGAUUGCGUUAAUAAGCGCACACUACUUCCAACGAACAGUUAUUUUUUAGGGGUUUUGUUGCCACCUCAUUUAUCCCCAUUCGUUGAUAGUAACCGAGAUUCUUAUGUUCCCCCCGAGGAAAAUGAAAGCGAAAAUGAAUCAGAUUUCAAUCAAAAAAAAUAUGUUGAGGUUAAUGCUGGGUUUUCAGCAACAGCAAAAAAAAUAAUAGACAGUCACACCAUGGAUGAUGAUCAAUUACAAAAAGCAUAUAUUGAAGAAAGAGCAGAUUUUGAGGAGUUUGAUCACAUCGAAAACGAAGAGGAGCAAAAUGACGAUAAUGUUGCUGAAGAGGAAAAGGAAAAACUUCGACACGAAGAAACGCUGUCCAUGAGUGUUCAGGCUGGUAAAGUCCACAAAGAAAAUAAGAAGAUCCGUCGAAAGAAUGAAAUAGAUGAACACCGGUUACAAGCACGCAUGGUAAAGUCUCGUCAUCGCACACUUUUUAGGAAACUAGUACGAGAAAAACAAGUAAAAGAAAAGGAAAAAUGGUUGUUGAAAAAGAAACGUCGAAAUAUUGAAGCACAAAAAACUAAUCUAAUAUCUAACUAAUAUAGUUACAUAUAUACAUGUUUAAUGUACAGGGUGGCGCACUAAUUAGCACACCAUCUCAUGUUAUGUCAUGUCAAAUUAACAGAAUAUUUAAGAAUAAAAAUUAUAUGUAUGUGUACAAUAA